CUUCCUGUGGAAAGCGUUGUGUCUGUCCCCGGAGCUGCCGGCUUUGCCGGUGGGAUGACAAGGUCCUCGUAAGAGCAGGGGAGGAGCGAGGACUAUUUAUGCGCCUGCCAAAAGGGCUGGGGAGGGCCAGUCCUCAUGCAACCCUUGAAAAGCUCGGCCUGCGAGGCCGGGAACCGGACCCCCUGACAGCUGCCGGGGAGCGCAACGCCCCGCGCAAGAAAGUGCUCCAUAAAUACCGCAGAUUGAUUGAAACGGCACUGAUGAAAGACAGGACAGACAGUGAGACUCAAGGGGCCGGAGGCGAGUAGCCCCAGAGGAGAGGACCCCCCGGAGGCCAAGCGAUGGGUUCCGCGGGGGGGAUCUGCCACCGCGUCAUGACGACGGGGGAGCCGGCGUCCGCUGGACCGGCACCCGGAGAACCCGCGCUGGAGCCGUUGGUGACCUGCAAACUCUGUCUGUGUGAGCAUCCCUGGGGCCAGAUGACGAGGCUGCGGCAAUGCCGGUGCUCUUUUUGCACGGAGUGCCUCCAACAGUACCUGCGGCUGGCGAUUCGAGAAGGCUGUGGGUCACCCAUCACUUGUCCGGACCUGGUGUGUCUCAACCAUGGGACCCUGCAGGAUGCCGAGAUCGCUUCCCUGGUGCCCGCCGACCAGUUCCAACUCUACCAAAGGCUGAAGUUUGAACGAGAGAUCCACCUGGACCCUUGCCGGACAUGGUGUCCAGCGGCUGACUGCCAAACGGUCUGCCUCGUCGCACCCAGCGACAUGGGACAGCCCGUCCCCGUAGACUGCCCGACUUGCCGUCUCAAGUUCUGCUCCUCCUGCAAGGACGCCUGGCAUUCGGACCCGCCCUGUCGCGAUAGCCAGCCCGUGGGGAUCCCGACGGAGCGUGGUGCCCUGAUAGGUACGGACCCAGAAGCCCCGAUUAAACAGUGUCCGGUGUGUCGGAUCUAUAUCGAACGCAACGAAGGGUGCGCUCAGAUGAUGUGCAAGAACUGCAAGCACACGUUUUGCUGGUACUGCCUCCAGAACCUGGACAAUGACAUUUUCCUCAGACACUAUGACAAAGGGCCCUGCAGAAAUAAACUGGGUCAUUCCAGAGCCUCGGUGAUGUGGAACCGAACACAGGUGGUGGGGAUUCUGGUGGGAUUGGGCAUCAUCGCCUUGGUGACCUCUCCGCUGUUGCUCCUGGCCUCCCCUUGCAUCAUCUGCUGUGUCUGCAAAUCCUGUCGGAGCCGGAAGCCGAAACACGAUCCACCCACCACCUAGAACCACCUGCCCCGAGGGCACGUGUAUGUGUAUGUGUGUACAGAAUGGGUGGGGAAGCUCAAAGAUCUAGUCACGGCACCCUCCCCUUGUUCACCAUCUGCCAGGGUCUGUACUGCCCAGACCACGAACUCAAUGCAGCGUGGGGAAAAGCUAAGUUUUAGUCGGGGGGCGGGGGGCGUUGAGUAGCUUUGCCCGGAGGAGUCGGGACGGUACCUUCGACCGGGAUCGCGGCGGAUACAGGAGAGGCUGCCGUGGCCAAGCGACGGACGUCGUCCUCGCUGAACUUACCCAUCGUUCUGUGUCCGGCUAAUGGGAGGAGCCCGUCUGGAUCCACCCCGUCUUAUGAAUGGUGACGACCCGGUGGAUGACACCUUUGGCAGCAGAAGAGGAGAAGAGUUCAUUACCUGCCUUCUCUGAGGAAGAGGAGGAGAGAGGAAAGCAAAGCGAUGCAUCUCCGUGCAAGGGAAAGGUUCAGAGAAAUGGGCGCCCGUUUCUAAGGGCUCACUUUCAGACCGACGCUAAGGAAGCAUGAGAGUAGAAUGGUGCUGAGCUGGAGUUGUGCUGUGGUCUGAGCACGAGCAUAUUUUGCCAAUGCUUGGAGAGGCUGACCUCAGUUGAUUAACCUUCUCCGUGCUUCCCCGUACCUGCUCUUUGAUGACGGAGGAUUGUGGGCGGGAGCGUCGGGACUUCUGGGCGGCAGGUGUGGCCACUGGAUCCGCCUCGGCAAUUUGAAAUGAACCCACUUUGUGGGUGAGGGAUGGACUUCCUUAACACGGUGCCUCUCCUGAACCCCAGUGGGCUUCUCGUAGAGCAGAAGCAGCCUGGAGGGAGGGUUAUCCCUGCAGCAGGGAGAGUGAUAGAAGCCUUCCUCCCAUCAUUCGGCCCAUUCAGUCCCUACACUGUGGAAAGGGUCACAUUGAGUUCCUCCUCAGCCCACAUUGCUCGGAAUCCGUGUGGUGGUCCCCGGACUUGUACUUCCUCUGGUGAAGGAUCGUAGGGGGUCCCAAGGACUCUAUAGUCCUCAGAGCUCAAGAUGUGACGCCGACCUACCAUGAACCGAAAGCAAAAGUACAACUGUAUGUACGUAUGGGUAGGUGUACCAUGUUUACUAAUGUAAUUGCCCCACCGUUGGAGGUAGUUUUUGUAAAAAUUAAAACGGGGUAGGGAAAUUACAACACGGGUUGUCUAAGAAUUAAGUCUAACAGUAAGCUGGGAGGAGAAGGAACAAAAAUGGAGGGGAGAAGGAAAGUUAAAGGGCGCUUGAGGCUGUCUCGUCUAUCGCAGUCUCCCAAGUGCUGCAUGAAGUAGGCAUUCGGUGAAUUAGCGUCCCGCUCUGCUGCGAUGCCAAAUUCUCAUCCUUCUGCUCCUCCUUCUCCGGCCUACCGUUAUUACUUCUUAAAAUUAUGUGGUAUGAAAAAUAACCUUUUCUUUCUUCCUCCAAAAUCAGGGAGGGGCAAUUACGUGGUGGAGGCAAUCAAGUGAGUAAAUAUGGUAUACAUAUAUAUGUCUAAGUUUGAGUCACUGUUGACCGCCCCAGAAUGAUUUCUCCCCUGCUAGCAUAUGUGAAGCCAUACUGAAAAUCCCUAACAUCAUGAAGAAAUGGUUAACAAUAAGAGGGUCAAACUUGGGCUUUCUAUACCUAAAAAGUCCCUCUAUCAGUUGAGUUACAAACCUGUUGCCAGUGGUAUGGUGGUAUUACGUUUAUGAUCUUAAAUUUAAUACUGAACUCCAAGAAUAGUGGGCAAUGUCAGCUUUCCUAGUCUGCCCCCUGGUCUAUAAGUCCUCCCCGGAAGACUGUAAGUUCCUCCACUAGACUGUAAGCUCUCUGAGGGCAGGGAACAUGUCUACCAGCUGUUGUAUUCUUCCAGUUGCUUAGUACAGUGCUCUGCACACAGCACUUAAUAGUGUCUCUAGGCUUAGAUGCCAAGAAAUCAAUGUGGGUGGCUCACUUUGCCAUCCCAAACUCUUUGUAGAGCUCAUUAUGCCCUGCUUUCUGGUUCUGCUUCCUGGAAAAGACCUUUUCCUUGGUGCUGAUCAAGAUAGGGGAGAGCAGUGGCUGACCGCUGGAGAAAGAUUAAUCUCACUGGGGCCGAGGAGUCUAUGUGAAAAGCGUCGGGGCAAUCACUUAGUACAGGGCCUUGCAGAUAGCAGAUGCUUAAUAAAUACAAUUGAAUGAAAGAACAAA
Ornithorhynchus anatinus (platypus) is the source of this 3453-nucleotide messenger RNA. RefSeq names its product ring finger protein 144B (gene RNF144B). Gene Ontology annotation, molecular function: ubiquitin conjugating enzyme binding; ubiquitin protein ligase activity; zinc ion binding. The record is from RefSeq and is a predicted model, not a curated record. Bases 342 to 1268 code for a protein of 308 amino acids. Gene Ontology annotation, cellular component: cytoplasm; ubiquitin ligase complex; mitochondrial membrane. Gene Ontology annotation, biological process: protein polyubiquitination; ubiquitin-dependent protein catabolic process; positive regulation of proteasomal ubiquitin-dependent protein catabolic process. The transcript has 9 exons. NCBI's taxonomy places the organism in Eukaryota, Metazoa, Chordata, Mammalia, Monotremata, Ornithorhynchidae.